GGGCAUGUUUUGGCCAGAUACCAGAUACUGCAAAUAUUUGGUGCCCAGAAAUUAGCCAGAAUUUCUGAGAUACUUUCAGGGGCCCUGAGCGAUCCCCAGCUAUUUGCCACAUAUCUGAAUCUCCCUCCAGCCAAUGGGAGCCCUGGAGGACUGCAUAAUUGUUGAGCUAGGGUCAGGUUUGUGGAGGAAGUCGGUAUUGUGGCUGCAGGGUUAACAUAGCUGGCGGGAUUACACAGGGUCUGACUCCAGCAAGGACAGGCAGCUUUUACAGGGCCAGAAUUCCUGGCAUUUUUGGCAUCCUCUGCAACCUGGGACCCCCAAACAAAUGGGGGGAAUUCUGUGACAGGUCGCUAGGCCCCAGUCCAGGCAGAAACAAUGUGCAGCCUGCAGUAGAGUUGGCUCUGGGAGAGAUUCUUUUGCACCUACAGCUCGGAAGUAACCUCACUCUGCGUGCCUUAGUGUUGACAUGGAGUCUUCCAAGUCUGAACCUGCUCUACACAAUGGGGACUGCAACUCGCGACCGCCCCCCUCCCCGCGGCACUCGCCGGUCCUGAAGGAGCAGCCCUCGAAGGUGGAGCGGCACAGACGGAGCACGGAGAGGCGCGAGCUGUCGCACGUCCUCGGGAUGGACGAGGACCAGCGAGCCAAAGUCGCGACCAUGAAGUGUGCUGGCACACAAACGCAUCUAACGUCAGUAAAAGAGACAGCAAAUCUCACAGACGAGGCCCUAGAAACGAUAAAUAACAUGGAAGCCUUGGACAGAGAAAGACUGUUGAUGUCGAUGGCGUCCAAGCCGAUGCUGAUCCCGAUGUCGAGCCUCCACAGCCCGCUGCCCCACCCGCCACAGAGACCGUCGGUCAUCACGUGUGCGCCGGCGUUCAGCCGUGUCUCCCCUCCCCCCGCCGGCAACGGCGUCUCCACAACAGUGCAGGGCGCUGCCAGGAGAGAAAUCAUCACCACGGGAGUGGUAGACCCGGUGAUAGAGGAGCACUUCCGGCGCAGCCUGGGGAAGGACUACAAGGUGGAGGAGCCGCCUGCAGAACCGCCCCGCGCCGCCUCCACACCACCCGACCCCAACAACGUCUCCAUCACCGGCUCCGUGGACGAUCACUUCGCCAAGGCCCUCGGCGACACAUGGACGAAAAUUAAAGCUCGUAAAGAGUCUGUCAGCAGUAAUAAAUCCAGUCCGCCCCCCUCCCCACACCUCCCCGCUAGCCAUUCCACUCAGCCAUUACUUUCCGCGUAGAGGGCUCCUACAUGUGAUGUAGAUAGAGUUAGGAUGAGUUCAACACACCAGACUGGCUUAGAAUCGUUUUCCUUCACUUGAUGUUCCUGUUGUGUGUUACUGCAGUCAGUCCUUGGUCAGCUGAAAGCUGUUCUGGACAUUCCAACUGUUAUAUCCUCUUAGCUGUGCUUGAGGAGGGUCAGAGUGCAAGCCAUUCUGCCCGAGAUCUUUUUAUGAAAAAGAAUCCAGUAUUUCCUGUACCCAGCUUGACAGGUAAAGGAAGAUAGCGUAAAAGAAAAAGAGAGAAUAUCCUGAUGAUACCAUAGAAAUUCUUCCUUCUUGCUUUCUCUACUGUUAAAAUAACAUUCCUCAAAUUGUGUUUGCUCUGCUGUAUGACAUAGCUCUGUAAUUACGCUGGACGUAUCUUUCGCCACAACUGGCUCUGCUAUUUCAAAAUACAACUGUAUGUAUAGUCAGCCUGGUAUCCAUCUCUGUUCAGCUUGAUCUGUCCUAUCCAGUGUCUCUUGCAUAUAGGACUGGAUUGGGCCCAAGGAGCUACAUGUGUAUAGGGAUAAAUAUUAGGCUAAUGUACAAUACCUUUGCCUUUGUUUAAGACUUUGUAACCAGUCUUUUUGCACAAUGUAAUUUUCAAGGGAAAAAAAACUAGAUUUUGAUCAUCCACUCGACUUGACAGUUGUCUGAUUAAGACUUUUUAUUUCAUACACAUGAUACUGCCCUAUACAGGUACGCACAUGUACAUCUUUUGAACAUGCAGCAGUGCUCCUUGCAGAUUAUAGUAGAAGUGCAAACGAUUAUAAACGUUGUAAGACAAACGUUCUCUUGGAAAUUAUAUGAACAGAUCUGUGUAUGGUUAUACGAUAUGUAUGUUUGUGUAUACACAAGUGUAUAAGCAAUUAGAAUUAUACUUGGAAUUGCACAGAAAUCUAUACAGAGUUGCUACAGAUGGAUUAUACGGAUAUCUGUGUAAAAAGAUAGAGGAGCUAUUUUUGUAGAUUUGCACCUAAUGAAGAGUCCCUGCUUGCAUUCCAGUUAACCAUUGUGACAUGUUAAGGACCUAAAUGUAGAAGUUCAGUCUUCAGCAGUCUCAGAAAGUGCCUUUAACAUUGUUCUGAAUGGCAAAAACAUUUGACAAAUUUGUGCAUCACCUUUUCAUGAUCAAUACU
Messenger RNA from Branchiostoma belcheri (Belcher's lancelet), 2409 nucleotides. Its product is annotated as transcription cofactor vestigial-like protein 4. Gene Ontology annotation, molecular function: transcription coactivator binding. Bases 467 to 1246 code for a protein of 259 amino acids. Lineage: Eukaryota; Metazoa; Chordata; Leptocardii; Amphioxiformes; Branchiostomatidae. The transcript has 4 exons. Gene Ontology annotation, biological process: negative regulation of DNA-templated transcription. The record is from RefSeq and is a predicted model, not a curated record.